GGGGAAUGGCUUGAGCCGGGCAGCAGUCAGGCUCGGCUGAGGCAGUAACACACCUCAUGCGCCCCGGAGAUGGAGUCCCGGCGUUAUGGAUUUCUGUUACUGGUCCUUCAUACCAUGAGAGCUGUUAUUGCACUAGAGGAGAUCAUCGUCGGUAAACCUGGAGACAAUGCCACACUGAGUUGCAUUUAUCAAGAAAGAGAAGUGCUCUUAAAAAAUUUACGAGUGUAUUGGCAAAUAGCUGAUGAUCAAGAGGAAUGUUCAGUGGUACAUGCACUGAUCUCAGGUCGAGACAAUGAAAGCGAACAGUGUAUUCACUUUAAAAACAGGACUCAAUUAUUCUGGGAUAGAUUGGAAAAUGGUGAUUUUUCUCUACUACUGCUAAACAUCAGCAAGAGUGAUGAACACACGUACAAAUGUGUAGUACUGCAGAAAACUGAAUAUACCAAAGUGAUUCACCAAGCAAAAGUGGUUCUCAGUUUAGCAGCUAGCUAUAGCCAACCAAUACUCAGUGGGCCAAUAAGAAACAGUGACAGCACUGGAGAGGAGGUUACUUUCAGCUGCAAGUCUGGCAAUGGAUACCCAAAGCCCAAUGUUUACUGGAUAAAUAAAACCGACAACAGCCACCUGUCUCCAUCAGAGCUAAAGAUCACCCUCCACACCGAUGGCACUUACAGUGUUUUUAGCACACUAAAGGUUAAAGCUACUUCUAACAUGGAAAUCGAAUGCUCCAUAGAAAAUAAAAUACUGCAUGCAAACCUGUCAGCCAACUACACACAGCAGACUCAAAGCAGUGGUUCUAACACAGAAAGUCACAAAAACCUGGAAAAAAAGGGACAAGGUGCUCAAGCAGCUGGCAUCAUUUCCAUUGUCAUUCUGAUAGGUCUUCUAGUUGGUUUAACCUGUUGGCUGUGGAGACGGAGAUCGUCUAAACUAAUUUCCUACACAGAUGUGCAACCAAAUGAAGACAAAGGACUCAACUUGCCUGUCUAAAUGUAAAGUCUGCCAACAACUUGGGCAGCUGGACCCGUGUCAAGAGGAAUGUCACCCACCUCUUUCAGUGGCAGCAUUGCUCACAAUACAAAUGACAUUUCUGCAGUGUGUGCCAAGAGAGAUGGCAAAAUAAAGCUUCCCCAACACAAGAGGCAGAAAAAUCUUCUGGAUUACUGUUCCAGCCACUGGCUGUGUCCAUACAACAGUCACAUCACCACACCAGCUAACCACUUUGGACAGUGCUCUGUGAUAGUCUGUCAGCAUACGGAGCUCCUGCACUGAGGAAAGCAGUAAGCCUGAGACUUAGAUACUCUGUGCUAGAGUGCUGAGAGCUGUUGAGUGCUCAGUCGCUUGUUAUCACCUUCGAGGAUUUGUCACUAGCAGAAGCAGCUGCCUUUCAGGAGCAUGAGAGUUCUGCCUGCUUCUGCUUACCCCAGCGGUGACUACUGAAUGUGAAGAAUGGCAGCUACAAACAAACAAAAAAGGAAACUGAACGACUCUCUGCAAAAAGAGAUUUGUGAACUUUUGCACCUUUUUUUAUCUACAGUAUAUCCUUUCAUUACCUGGUUUCACCAGCUGCAUGUUAUUGGGUACAGAACUAGGUAGAACAUUUUGACCCAGUCCUCCAAAAAUGGGAGUCGCAGUGCAUGUGUAAACAUAAGAGAAUAUGAAUUCUUUAAAUGCACUUGGUAUCAACAUUUUGUUUUUUACCGAAUAUUCCACCAAAAAGGGGAAUUCCACUUUCAACAAAAGCCAGUGCAUACUGUGUGAAAGAACAGGCUGUGGAAAUCUGACCAAUUAAAAACAAUGGUCUCUGCUAUGAUAAUGUUGGGUUACCUGGACUUACCCUUUUCAGCAUAGAACAAAAACCAGUUGAGAUCUGCUCAAUUCAGCUAGUCUUCUUUUAAGCACGUCCCUGUGGCUUCCACAGAGGAUUUUAAAGUGAAAUUUUUAUAUCUCACUUCUUGUGUCCCAUCCCUCCACCCAAAAAAAAACAAAAAGAAAAGAAAAAAAAAAAAAAAGUGCAGACUGUAUCACUAUGUUCUCCAUGAUUGUCCAGAAAGCCAAGAACUGCAGUUUCCUUUUGCUAUUGCCUGUGCCUCACUGGUUCGGCCCUAAGUGAGAAAAGAGCAACUGCUUGAAAGUAGCAGAGCAGUAAACUUUGCUGAUGAUAUGAGGUUUUGAAGGAGGAGGAAUCUAUACUAGCUCUCUUGCCUAGGUGGGGCAGUUUUCACCAUCUUGUCACAAGGGAAUGAAGAUGAUUUUAAACUGAGCCCUGGAAACACUUAGCUUCUCCUGUGCCAGCUGCUAGACUAAAAUUCUGCUGGUUUUGUGAUUAGGUCUCAGCUUUGUUUGUUGCGGCUCUACAUAGGGGAAGCAUUGCAGUGUCAAGUGUGAGAGAAGACGUUUGCGUUUAAUAUCAAGAUCAACUUUCAAAUCUUAGGCAAAUGAAGAUAAAUUUUGUGGUCCUGUUUUCCCAUCACAUGGAAUCCAGAACCAUUUGGCAAAAGACAAUUAGCUUUUGUUGAUGCAAUACUCCCAAGGAGGCUCAGAGUUGGGUAGCUGUGUAACUCUGCUGUGCCAGUAUCUUGGGAGGCAUCUGUGCAGGCUCAGCCUCAAUAUCAUUUAAGAGGGGAACUACAACAAAACCCAAGCUGCAGCUAAUUAAUUAAGCUCCUGUCUCCUGUUUAGAUUGUAAAUAACCAUGUACAGUUGAGGGUUUUUUAAAGGUAUUUUAUCUAUUCAUGCCAAAAAAAAAAGUAUAUUGCAUAUUUGCUAAUCUUGAAUGUCUGUGAAAGAUACUCUUUUAUUUAUUAAUUUCACUUUUGUCCUCUGUUGCCUUCAAAUCUACGAGUGUAACAUACCCUAUUAGGUAGGACAUUUAGCUCAAAAUAUUUGUCAGAUAAGGUUACCAAAGUGCCAUAAGUUACAAGGAAAAACUGACGUUUAAAGUAUUUUCUCAUAUCUAUUAACCCAAGUGUUAGAUGUUUCCCGAGUCCAUAUGUAGUCUUCAGUGAAUUCUAAAGAGAGUUUUCUUGAAGAAAGCAUGCAAACUUGCAGACACCUUAAAACUGUGAACAACAUCUGUGCAGAUGUGAAGGGUAACCAUUUCCUAGUGGUUCACCGAGAAGUCCUGCAGACGUUUCCUAGCUGGAUCACAUGAAGUUGUUUUAUUCGGCUUCUUUGGUGCUGCUGUAACCAACAGAAGCCUUUUCUAAAAACAGUUUUCCAACUUUAUAUUCUGCAACUGCAAGAACCUGUAACUGUUUAGAGAUGUAAGAAGUGACCUAGCAGUCCCUUCACAAUAUAUUGUUAAGCUAAUUUAGCCACAUCCCUCAGAGCGUAUGAGCACUCCUUUCCAAAGCUUUCAGUUGAGGAGAGAUCAAUGCAACACAGACUUGACAAGCUUUUCUCUAUUUUGGCUUGCACAAGAAAAUACCUUGAACAAACUCAAUGAAAGCCAUACAGUAGACAGAAAGCAGCACUAAGCCUAGGCUAAUACAUUCCUUUCUCACCCAAUUUAACAACCCUUAGCAGAACAAAGAUAAAAUACAUCUUCCCUUUUCCAGAACUGAAACUGUCUCAUUGUACUGUCCCAGGUCAGUGUUGCACUCAGGCACCAGCAUCCCUCUGUUUCUCUUUCUUAAAGACAGCAGCUCACAUUAAAUGCAUGUCCCAAGCAACUUAAACACAUGCAAAGGAAAGCACUGCUCAAUGCAGCUUUGUGGGAAGACUCUAAGAAACAGACUCACUUUCACAGAAAAGCGAAAGGCUUUCGUUUGUGGCAUGGCUGGUAAACCACAGAUGGAAAGCCCCGAGAGAGAAUAUGUGUUGCUACUUAGUGAUCUGGAUCGUAGUCAAAUUCAUUAUUUAAAUCUUUUCACCUGUGAGAGCUGAAAUAACUUUUGCUCAAAAACACAUUCCUUUUUUCCACUUCAACGACCCUGACUCCGAGUACUCUUCUCAGUAGCCCCUUGUGCUACACCAAAAGACACUUUAGUAGUUGUUUUUCCAAAUUGCAAAAUUAAUCCUUUUCAUGUUUGCAGCAAAUACACAACAGUUCACGUAACCCCGUAAGGGAAAUACCUCUAACUUCUUUCUUUUCCAGGGCAAGAGAAACUGUUUUAAAGAAUAAUUGAGUACAGCCCAGCUUCACAGGAAGAGGACCCGCACACACACCACAGAAGUUAUGUAGGCUCUUGGGACUCUUCCUCUCAGCGUGUGAUGUGACAUUAGCACCUUCACCAUAUUCAUUGUAUAAUACAGAAUGAAAUCAUUGUAAGCUGGUUCCCACCUGAGGGAUAUUAAGGGUACCCUACAUGUUCCUUGAGGUGAUCUCUGCAUCUGGCAGCCAAGCUAAUUACAGGCUACAGACCAGUAGCCUUCAUUUCAUUCAUCUUUUAAGACACACUUAUAUGACAAAUCAAUUUGUACAAUUACCUUCCAACACAAGAAAGAUGCUUCCAACACUCCAUGCAUUAUCAGCACCGCUAAUAAAUAUAAGCAGUAUAUCCAAAUCAACGUCCCAAGCUGCAAAACACAAGUCCUUAAGAAGUACUCAUAACCUUACCAUUAAUAACAAACUCAAGUACUUUGUUAGGAAACAGCCUGUCUCUCAGUUUAGUCUGGCACAGAAAACUGCUGUGUAGAGAUAAAUGCUCUGAUAACAGCCUUAGGUGGACCUUCCAACUGCCCCAAAGUAGGUUCUAACAUUUUAUUACUAAAACAGUAAAUUGCUUUCCUGCGUAUUCAAGAAGUGAUGCUUGGGGCCGUUUUAUAAUUGGAAAGCUUGGAUACAGAAGUCACAUGCUUACAGGCACACAAGGCUGUAGCUGACUUUGUGCUUGAACUCUGGUAUGCAGAGAUGUUCUUUCACUUGGUGGGCUGGAUAGUCUGCUUCUUUGCAGCAUUCACCCCACUAGACGUCAUAAGUCAACAGAAGCAAUUUGUUAUUUUUUUAAUAGGAUUGCAUAUAAACUGCCGGACUGCACUUUCAUAUCUGUUGUACUAAAAAAAGGUCUGCCCUUAUAAAACUGUCAAGAGGAAAAAGAUAACAAAACGUCUUUGAGUUGAGAACAGAAAACUUAAGAAUAUAAUCAGUAAGAAGCAACACCAAUGCAGCCAUAAUGUGGACAGAGGGUGAGUGCAAACAUCUCCUCCUUAACUUCUCCAGCCAGGAGAUCUAUGCUGUCAUGUGAUUGCUCUUACAAGGCUGAGUGUAGUUUCAAAACAAAAUCAAGUUUGCUUGCAAAAACUUCUUUUCUACAGCAUCAUGCUGGACCAGAGGCAAUUCUUGAUUCAUCUCUUUAUCAGUCAGACUUCCGGUUAUUAUUUUACAUAACUUCCUAAACACAUCACUACUGCAGUCAUAGUAAAUAAAAAGAGAUCAACAAAUAAU
Cuculus canorus (common cuckoo) is the source of this 5389-nucleotide messenger RNA. It is a transcript of the gene ICOSLG, whose product is annotated as inducible T cell costimulator ligand. Lineage: Eukaryota; Metazoa; Chordata; Aves; Cuculiformes; Cuculidae. The record is from RefSeq and is a predicted model, not a curated record. The transcript is spliced from 7 exons. The coding region runs from base 70 to 990 and encodes 306 amino acids.